AUGCUUUUCUCUUGUGAUAAGCCAAGUCCCGUCGCCGGAGUUCCUCUGCUUCGGCGCUCUUUCGCCUCUAAACACCGAAUUUUAACGCGCCGUCGUUUCAAGGGAGCUGUGAAAUUGAAUCUUUGUAAUUGUUCGCAAAGAGUGGAUGGCGUUUCCGUUGAACCCGAACCUGAUUGGAGCUUUGACGAUCUUGUUUCGGAACUCAACGCUUUAGAGACGAAGCUCGCCAAUGCUACUUCUUCCACCGAACGCUCUUCACCUUUCGAAAAAACAAGAUCUUGUGGGAGAGAAAUCGAGAAAGGUAGAGCUUUCGUAUUGCGUGCCGAUGAGUAUGAGAUGGAGGACUCAGAGAGCGAGGAUGAUGAUCAUGUAGACAAGGCAUUGGUAGUAGCUGGCAGUGCCAAACGGUUCACUUGUGAUGAACUUUAUCUGAGUGACAGUGAUGACGAUUCAGACAAUGUUUCUGGUUUUGAAGUGCGAACCUACUUGAUGGAUGAAUUGGGAGAGGUAGAAGGUGCCUUGUUUGAGUUGACGCAGGAACACCAGCUUAGGGUUAAGGUGAGGUAUGGUACGGUGUUGAUUGAUGUCUAUGCAGUUGUCACCUGUUUGACUUGUCGGUUAAAAGAUGAAAUUAGGAAUAAGAUUUCCGCAUUGGAGACUGCUUUAGUGAAUGAAACUCAAAAUUCUGCUUCUUCCCUUCUUCGAGUUGAGAAAUAUAAAGAAACAAGGCAGGAAUUGGAUAAAAAGUUUGACACUCAAUAUCAGCGUCGGAUCGCAGAAGCACUUGAUAAUCACUUGACAGCUGUUCAACGGGAUCGCGAACUCAGAUCACAAAUAGAAGAAAGGAAAAUAAGAAGUGAUGCGGCUUAUGAAGAGGCCAAGAGAAAGGUUGCUUUUGAAAAGCAGCAGCAGGAAAAGGCUAAAGCUGAAGCAGAGCUGCAAAUGCUUGAUGAGGCCAAACUUAGAGCUGCUGAGGAAGCAAAACGAGAAGCUGAGAGAAAAGCAGCAAUGGAAGCUAGAAAACUGGCAGCAAUGGAAGCUGAAAAAAGAGCAGCAGCAACAGAAGCUGAAAAAAGAGCAGCAAUGGAAGCUACUGAAAUUUCCAAAAGGGUUACUUCUGGAGGGACCCAACAAGCUACUGGGCAUCCAACAGAUACCGCAUCAAGCCUAUCAAAUGCUGAAACCAAGGAACAUGAUAUUGGUAAUAUGUAUCGAGCUGCAGCAAGUGCUUUGAAGCUAGAACAGGGGAGACUGCAGAAAUUGAAAGAGCUAUGUGAGAGAAACCAACUGAUUAGAUCAAGUUCUAAUAAGGAUUACACCCGCCAUGAGGGUCAUAUUUCCCGGAAUAUAAGGCAAAUAAGGGGAGUAAGAGACAAUGUUAGGUCAAAGGCCAGCGAACUCAUCAAACUUUUGAAUGAUCCUCAAUGUCCACAAUCAAUCAGCAUUGAGAUAUUUGCUAAAAAGGUUGCUGCAUACUGUGAAAACCCCGGCAAUGCUCCCUUUGCAAGUGCCUAUGUCAUUGUUCUUGUUACAUCUCAGAUCCCACACACUAUGGAUAUUUUGCUGGCUGAGCUUCACAUGGCUUGCCUGUAUACCGUUCCAAAGCACCUGCUUUACAAGAAGUCCACCUUUCAAUCAAAAGAGGCAUACUUCAGAAGUAUUGGUUAUCGAGAAGAGGAUGGGAAGAUGGAGAGUACAGAAGAUUAUUUAAAGCGGUUAGAAUCAUACAUGAAGGUGUAUGGUGCACUGGUUCAGACUGAAACUACAAAUGUCCGAAAUUUCCACGGCUUGCAAGAAGGUUGGGCGUGGCUCGCAAGGUUCUUGAAUGCACUUCCAGCAAAUCAAUACACAGCUGUUUCGCUCAAUGCAUUCUUGCAAAUGGCUGGAUUUGCUCUCUUCAAAAGAUAUAAAUCUCAAUUCUUAAAGAUGCUGAACGUAGUGUAUGAGCACUUUUUAGUUGAUUUGAAAUCACGGAAUAUACCAGAAUUGACGAAGACGAUUACGGAGAUACAGACUUAUAUAGAAGAUAAGAAGUUCCUUCAAGAGCCAGAAGGAAGGAGUUUGCAGUCUAAUUUGUUAUCAAAAGUGUAUUUGAAUUAUUGA
Sphenostylis stenocarpa is the source of this 2103-nucleotide messenger RNA. Lineage: Eukaryota; Viridiplantae; Streptophyta; Magnoliopsida; Fabales; Fabaceae. The record is from the annotation of a GenBank genome assembly.